AUGUUCGCUCCCGGUACUAUCCGUACGGCCAAUCCUUUUCUCGAUCGUAGCACACUCAUAGCGCUCCUCCAGGGUUUUUACAAGAUCACCCCGGUGUGGUGCGUGAUACAUCGGCGAGGCAGUCAGCCGUUUCUCAACUGCUGCUCCCAGCUGGGGAUGUCCUGUGAGGUUCCUAUCAAAGAAAGCGCCGGCUACGAUGACUCUCCCGACAAGUCAAGUGAAAGCACCCAAACUGGGACAGAAGUCGCUCCCAUUUCAUCAAGACCGCUUCGCACAGCUAAUUCGUCUUCGAGCGCCGUCGAAGGAUCGCCUGCAAAGAUGCUAAGCCAAGGCCUAUUCUUGCCCAUCACCUCCUAUGUCUUUUCACAAUGUCAAACUAGAGUCAAGCUCAACAGGGUAUACAUGCAGGUGAUAUCACCACGCUCUGGCAUCCAUCAAAUCGUCACCUAUCAUCUCGUAUGA
Molecule: messenger RNA, 462 nt
Organism: Fusarium pseudograminearum CS3096
Lineage: Eukaryota; Fungi; Ascomycota; Sordariomycetes; Hypocreales; Nectriaceae
Exons: 1
Coding region: 1-462 (153 amino acids)
Source: RefSeq, a predicted model, not a curated record